Messenger RNA from Silurus meridionalis, 1575 nucleotides. RefSeq names its product cartilage associated protein (gene crtap). Lineage: Eukaryota; Metazoa; Chordata; Actinopteri; Siluriformes; Siluridae. Gene Ontology annotation, molecular function: protein binding; collagen binding. The coding region runs from base 107 to 1294 and encodes 395 amino acids. The transcript is spliced from 7 exons. Gene Ontology annotation, cellular component: endoplasmic reticulum. The record is from RefSeq and is a predicted model, not a curated record. Gene Ontology annotation, biological process: collagen fibril organization; peptidyl-proline hydroxylation to 3-hydroxy-L-proline.
UAUCGCGAUAUCACUCAACCUGGCAACCCCCCAGCCCAGCUCCUCGACUCUCCUCAACUUGUGCCAACUCAGAUCCGUUCCGUAAUUCGCAUACAUUAGACCCAAAAUGGCCCUUUUGUACCAAUGUUUAACUUUCGUUCUGUUUUUCGGCUUUUUCCCGGCUGUUCAAGCUCAGUAUGAGAAGUACAGCUUCCGCAGCUUUCCGCGUCACGAGCUCAUGCCGCUGGACUCGGCGUACAGGCACGCGCUGGACCAGUACAGCACGGAGAAAUGGCCGGAGACUGUGGAGUAUCUGGAGGUGAGCCUCCGCCUGCACCGUCUUCUCCGCGACAGCGAGGCUUUCUGCAAUCUAAACUGCAGCUCGGCGCGUUUGGACACGGAGGAGCGCUUUUCCGACUUCCCCGAGCUGCGCGCUUUUGGGAACGUGAUGAAACGCGCUCAGUGUCUGAAGCGCUGCAAGCAGGGCCUCCCUGCCUUUCGCCAGACUCUCCCCAGCAGAGAAACCCUGGACCAGUUUGAGAGACGAGAACCUUACAAAUACCUGCAGUUUGCCUACUUUAAGAGCAAUAACCUGGCAAAAGCAGUAUCUGCUGCACACACCUUCAUGGUGAAGCAUCCUGAUGAUGAGAUGAUGCAGAGGAAUAUAAAUUUCUACAAGAGUUUACCUGGAGCUGAAGAGCACCUUAAAGAUGUGGAGACCAAGUCAUAUGAGAUGCUGUUUAUUCGAGCAGUGCGGGCAUAUAACGGGGAUAAUUACCGAACGUCUGUGUCUGAUAUGGAGCUGGCACUUCAAGACUUCUUCAAGGCUUAUGAUGAAUGUAUUGCUGGCUCAGAGGGUUCGCGGGAGAUUAAAGACUUUAAAGAUUUUUACCCCUCAAUUGCAGAUCACUAUUUCGAGGUUCUUGAACGAAAGGUUCGAUGUGAGAGCGAUCUGACGCCAGUCGUUGGUGGAUUUGUUGUGGAGAAGUUUGUGGCAACUAUGUAUCACUACCUUCAGUUUGCCUAUUAUAAAUUGAAUGACUUAAAGAAUGCUGUGCCAUGUGUUGCAAGCUACUUGCUCUUUGACCCUAAAGACGAUGUGAUGAAGAACAAUGUUGAUUAUUAUCAGUAUCACAAAAAGAAGUUGGGUCUUUCUGAUGAGGACUUCCUACCCAGAUCUGAGGCAAUACGAUACCACAAUCAGACCACACUACAGCUGCAGAUGUUAAUAUUUGCCAAAGAAAACCUGCAGCAGGAUGAUGAGGGAGAAGUUCUGGAGUUUCUAGACGAGUACCUUGAUGAUGAAAAUGAGUAGUAAUAAAUUAAUAUCUUAUGCACUGAAGACAACAAAGUCGGCAUUGGGACAAGACAAUUUUGUGAACUAUGAUUUUUUUCCAGGAUACGUUUGUAUUUAUUUUGGGCAAUAGGGUGCUUUUGUAUUGUUUAUGUACCAAACACAUUUUGAUAAUAAUGUACCAAACACAUUUUGAUAAUUAAUUUCUUCUAUGGUGUCCUACAGUAAAAAUUACUGUAAUUCAGAAGAAUGAAUAAAAAAUUAGUUUGUUGUUUUGGAAUAAAUUGAAAAUCUCUGCUGUA